CAGACAGGACGGGACAGAGCGGUGCCAUGAGGAGCCCCCGCACAGCGCGCUUGUUCAUGCCUGACCCGGAGCUUUUCUGAGGCUUUACUCCUACAGGUGACCUCGUGGCAAGACCACAGGACUUGGCAGUCCGUGGCCUUCCCGAGGCUUCUCUUUUGCAGGUGCCCCUGAGGACUUGUUGACUUGGAGCUUUCCCAAGCCAUCUGUCUGUCAGGUGCCCUCAAUACCAGACUCUGGCAUGGAGAGCAGACUUCUCGGCUCGUUCAGAGCGUUCAGGGGGAAGAAAAAGAAAAGCCCUGAAGCUGCUCCAGCACAACAGCAUGAAAACCCGGAGCAGUUCCAGCCACUGGAGGACGAUGCAACCCUGGACCGCACAGAAGAGAAGAAACCCUCCCGUGGCCGCUUCCACAAAACCCUGAAGACGUUCUGGAAAUCCCCGCGCAUUCGACGCAGCAAGACCGGCAGCGCAGCAGCUGAGGGCCCGGCCGAGCCUGAGCCUGAGUCGGGGCUGACCGAGCUCCAGGCUGAGCCUGAUGUCAGCCCAGAUUCAUCUGAGCGCUCAGAGAACUCUCACACCUCAGUGACUGAAACCUGCACAAAGGCUCUUCUCACAUCAAUGACUGAGGAUGUGGCCAUCACAAACACUGACAAUGAAGAGACUGAGGGCAUCACAAAUACUGACACCAGCCCAGAUCCAGCUGAACCCUCAGAAGACUCUGAGGCUGCAAUGAAUGACCAGAGGGCAAAGGCUGACAUGGCAGUGACUGAAGAUGUGGACAUCACAAACACUAACAAUGAAGAGACUCAGGCCAUCACAAAUACUGACACCAGCCCAGAUCCAGCUGAACCCUCAGAAAACUCUGAGGCUGCAAUGAAUGACCAGAGGGCAAAGGCUCUCCUCACAUCAAUGACUGAUGAUGUGGACAUCACAAACACUAACAUUGAAGAGACUCAGGGCAUCACAAAUACUGACACCAGCACAGAUCCAGCUGAACCCUCAGAAGACUCUGAGGCUGCAAUGAAUGACCAGAGGGCAAAGGCUGACAUGGGAGUGACUGAGGAUGUGGACAUCACAAACACUAACAAUGAAGGGACUCAGGGCAUCACAAAUACUGACACCAGCACAGAUCCAGCAGAACCCUCAGAAGACUCUGAGGCUGCAAUGAAUGACCAGAGGGCAAAGGCUGACAUGGCAGUGACUGAGGAUGUGGACAUCACAAACGCCAAAACCAGACACACUCAGGGCAUCGCAAAUACUGACACCAUGCCCUCUCCCACUCUGAGUCAGGAACUCAUAUUCGACUUUUUCAAGGACCCUUGUGUUUCUUCUCAGUCACAGCAGGUGCCAGCCAAGGUAAAGAACAUCCACCAGAGUCUCAUGUCCCAAGUCACUGUGGAUGCCUGGCUGCAGAUUGACAUUCUGAGGCUGGCUGAAGAACACCCUGCUGACAUGGUGCUGACCCUCCUGCGCUGUGCCCCAACGUGUGACAGAGCCGCUGCAAUGAUGUGGAGAACCAUAGGCUCAUCGAGUCCCACAGUGGAAAAGGUGCUGCCAACACUGCUCUGUGUGAUGGAGAACUGGCCUCUGCACAGCAUGUGCACCUCUGAUGGGGACAACGAGGAUGUCUUUGCCCUGGCUGCAACUCUGGUGCUCUGGGUGAUUCUCCAGGUGCCCGAGUGCCAGGAGGCGAUGAACCUUUAUUCCUCCCGCCUGUUUGUGGCUCUGCUCUUCCAUGUUGUCAUCACCACACAGCAGAUACCACCAGAGGAAGCUGCUACAUUCUGGAGAGCAUGCUGGGAGGAACACCGCCUUCACAGCAAGCCCAACAGGUUUGCAGUGCAGGCCAUGAAGGCUCUGCUCUGCCGACUGCAGUGGGACCAUGUGGUGGUGGCUAUGGAGCGCAAGCGUGGCUGGGACACGCUGCUGUGUGCUGACACCCAGCACUAUGCCGUGGGUCUGCUGGCCAGGGAGUUGCGCCAUGUCUCGGUCCCCUUCUGUUCCUACAUUGCAUUCCGCCUGCUCCGGCCACACAGCAGGGAAGAGCCAUGCUGGGAUCUGCCCUUCCUGGCAUUCCUGGUGGAGGUCCUCGGGGGCCUGGACUUGAGUGAAUGCGGUGGCAGCAUUCUGGAGAUGAUGUCAAGGUACCUGCGGAGCGAGUGCAGGGAGCGGCGUCGCCUGGCGCUCCGAGGCCUUGUGGUGCUCGCCAAGGAUCCUGUGAUGGCCAGAAGAAUGUACCCGCUGUCUCAAGGGCUUCUGGAGCUGCUGGGGGAUGCACAUGGAGAGGUGGUCAGCAUGUCCCUCUCUGUCUUCAUGAAUGUUCUCCAGAACAAGAAUAUCUUGGUAUCCAGCACUACUGCCCCAAAGCUAGCUGAGGCACUCCUACCACUCUUUGAUCAUGACAGCAGCCAUGUGCAGCUGCUCUCCAUUCAACUUUUUGAAAAGGUGAUGGACUUAGUAGUGGAUGAGGCAAAAAAGCCCCUGAAGAGAAUUGUGAACCAGAGCCAGAUCCCCCUCUUCUUGCACUGCCAUGAGGACAACCAGCGUGUGGCAAAUGCCUCUCAGAAAACACUGCUUUGUGCUGCUGGGUUCCUGAAGAAGAAGGGUAUGAAGCAGAUGGUAAAGGAGAAGCUUUUGAAGUUCGCCAACUGCCUGCUGGCAGAGGACAGGAGCCGAGCGGCCGAGCACCUGCGCCGGGCCCUGCCCUACCUGGAGAGCCCACAGGAGCCCCUGCGAGAGGCGGCCGUCAGGUUCAUGGGGACGGCCGGGCAGUACCUGAAGGGACAGCCAGCCGAGCUUCAGGUUCUUUCUCAGGCCCUUGAAACCAUGAGCGAAGAUGACAGCCCAUCCUCCACGUACCUGGAAAUUCAGGAAAGUUUUGGACGAAGAUGUGCAGAACUGAGGUCAUCUGCUGGAUUCGGAGAACCACGAUCCCAAGACGAGUACCCAGAGACAGUGAAGAGAGCACCAGGACUCAAUGUCACUGGAGCUCCAGGCACAGCUGCUGCUGGCCAUAACUGAGCCUGUGGGAAGCUCCCAUAGCUGCUGCCUUCCCCCUCCCUGUUGACAGCUCCCUCCCCAUUCCCUGUUGACAGCUCCUUCCCUCCAGCCCUCAGACCCUGCCCAUCCCCCUUUUUUUGCCCCCAUCUCAUCCCUUCCCUUUCCCUUCCAUUAAUAAAGAGUUUGGUUUCUCCCCUUA
Molecule: messenger RNA, 3197 nt
Organism: Taeniopygia guttata (zebra finch)
Lineage: Eukaryota; Metazoa; Chordata; Aves; Passeriformes; Estrildidae
Source: RefSeq, a predicted model, not a curated record